AUGAUGCUGCCUGCUAUGUUCCUUCCUAGGAUGUCUUGGGUGCUGCUCUCCUGCCUGUUGCUUCUGUUACCAGUGCAAGGUAAAGAUGAUCAGGAGGAACUGAACUCCCCACGCAUAAGCUGCCCCAAGGGCUCUCAGGCCUAUGCCUCCCAUUGCUAUGCCUUGUUCAGGACAGCGAAAUCCUGGUUUGGUGCAGAGCUGGCCUGUCAGAAGCGGCCCUCAGGCCACCUCGUGUCUGUGCUCAGUGGAGCUGAAGGUUCCUUUGUGUCCUCCCUGGUGAAGAGCAGCGUGACCAGCUACCCGUACAUCUGGAUGGGGCUCCAUGACCCAACACAUGGCCAAGAACCCAAUGGUGAAGGAUGGCAGUGGAGUAAUGAUGAUGUGCUGAACUACUUUAACUGGGAGAGGAAUCCUUCUGCUGCCUCAAACCGUGGUUAUUGUGGGAGUCUAUCACAAGCCUCAGGAUUUAAGAAGUGGAGAGAUUAUGACUGCGAUACAAAUUUACCCUAUGUCUGCAAGUUCAAGGCCUAA
Molecule: messenger RNA, 531 nt
Organism: Jaculus jaculus (lesser Egyptian jerboa)
Lineage: Eukaryota; Metazoa; Chordata; Mammalia; Rodentia; Dipodidae
Product: regenerating islet-derived protein 3-gamma-like
Exons: 5
Coding region: 1-531 (176 amino acids)
Biological process (GO): positive regulation of cell population proliferation; response to peptide hormone; antimicrobial humoral immune response mediated by antimicrobial peptide
Molecular function (GO): oligosaccharide binding; signaling receptor activity; peptidoglycan binding
Source: RefSeq, a predicted model, not a curated record